AUAGCCAAGACCAAGAUGCAGACCCUCCCAAGUCCUACUACAUAAGUGCCCUAUAAAUACACGAUCACUAAGGCGAACCAUCACCACACACAAAUCAAAUCAAUUCUGAUCCUUUCAUCUCAAAGACAAGAAUCCAUUUCCUUGAAAGGCAGGAAGCCACCAUGAUCAGUUCCAAGAAGCUAGCUCAACUGUCCAAGAAGUGGCAGGGAAUGGGUGCAAUCGGGCGGAAAAGGGUCACAACUGUGGACAAGGAGAUCAACCCAUCUUGCAGCAGCAUAGUUGCAGGGAAGGGCAACUGCAUUGUCUACUCUUCCGACGGGAAGCGGUUUGAGAUCCCCCUCGCUUACCUCCACACAACAGUCUUCUCGGAGCUCCUGAAGCUAUCACAGGAAGAGUUUGGGUUCACAAGUGAUGGAAGGAUCACAAUGCCUUGCGAUACAGCAGUGAUGGAGUAUGUGAUGUGUUUGAUAAGGAGAGAAGCCUCCCAAGAUGUUGAGAAGGCGCUCCUCAGUUCCAUACUGAUGCCUUGCCACCACCUGAGCUGGAUGGUGCAGCCACCCAGCGGAGUGAACCAGCAAUUUGCCAUGUGCAGCUCCUGAAGAUGAAGAUGAUUCCAGGGCUUCAAGCCUGUUUCCUCUCUUUUUUUCCCCUUCCAUCUUUUUUUUUCCCAGCUGUACCUUGGAGCACGGUUUUUGUGCAACGUUUUUCCAAUGGUACACUGCGGAUGUGCAGAUGGAUGCAUGUAUAAAAAAUCACACUGUGAUUAGAAAAAGAAGGAAGGAAGCUCGCCCUUGAAACAACAAAUUGUUUUUUGAUAGAUCGUGUGUAAAUUAUGAUUCAAUGAUGUUGGCAAAGAAAAAUCAGAUUUUGCUAUGAUGUAGCGCUCUAGCGAGUAGCAACUGCCCUUUUUCUUAACACCAUUCCACAUGUAAUACCGUAACGGAGAAACAACACAAGUAAAUCAAAAUAUUGACAUCAG
Setaria italica (foxtail millet) is the source of this 979-nucleotide messenger RNA. Its product is annotated as auxin-responsive protein SAUR36. The transcript has a single exon. Lineage: Eukaryota; Viridiplantae; Streptophyta; Magnoliopsida; Poales; Poaceae. Gene Ontology annotation, biological process: response to auxin. The record is from RefSeq and is a predicted model, not a curated record. The coding region runs from base 162 to 599 and encodes 145 amino acids.